AAUCGAAAUACAGCAACGUCAUUAGCACGACGUCGUCACACCUGUGUGGAGCGUUUAGACAGACGAGCGCUGGAUACUUUGAAACAACUUUUGGAAUGAAGUCUGUGGAUUUUUGACAUUUCCACUAAAGCAUGACCAAGUUCUUACUAUGGAUGGUUUUUUCCGUAUUGACCCUGCUUUUCAAACCCAUGGGAGCAUUUCCAUCUUUGGGCCUUGACUUAGGAGGCAGCAGGCAACAGCGAGACAUCCACUGCAGAGACAACCUGGAGUAUCCAAAUGGCAACACCUGCUGUUUAAACUGUCCAGCUGGUACACGUCUGAUAUCACCCUGCACCACAGCAGGACAGAAGGGACACUGUGAAGAAUGCCAAUAUGGAACAUACACUGAGCACAGCAACAAUCUGAAUCAGUGUUUCAAGUGCACAUUGUGUCGCUCAGAUCAGGAAACCGUAAGGCCAUGUACUUACACUCACGAUGCUGAAUGUCGGUGCAAAGCUGGAAAAUUUUGUGCUCCUGACCAACCAUGUGAGGUGUGCAAGAGGUGUUCAAGGUGUGAAGAAGAUGAACAGAUAGUGAGGAACUGCACCUCUACUACCAACACAGAAUGCAAGAAAAUCCAGCACAAAUCUGGCUCGACAUCAGCAAGGGCCUCAGUGAUUGUGCCGCUUUCACUGUCAGCUGCUGUGGUUGUGGUUGCCGUAGUUGUGUUUGCCUUGUGGAGGAGACGUAGAGGAACAGAUUCUCAGAGGAAUCAACCUGAUGGGUCAAAAGCUAGACAGCAUUACAGUGACUGUCCAACUGAGGAAGGGACGAACGGAGAACCCAGAGGGCUGAACCUGCCCCGGUCACUGGUGAGACCCAAAUUCUUCGUUCACAUGUGGGAUAAGCAUAAAGCGCUGUGUGAAAGCCUCAGCAGCUCAGCCAGUAACUCCCAGCACAGUCUAAGCGUCCUUCCCUCCUGUGCCUCCCCUGCACCUCCCCCCCAAGCCAGCUCCAUGAUCCCCAAGCAGCCCGACAGGAGGGAAGAUCAGCAGUUUCCCAAGCUUGUUCCUGUGAAUGGUGAAGAAUCUCUGAGGAAAUCCUUUGAGUAUUUUGAAGAAAUGGACAUCAACUUCCACAAGAGAUUCUUCCGUCUCAUUGGUAUUACUGACAAUGCGAUCAACAACAAAGAGCACCUUCCCUAUGAAGACAAGAUUCAUGAACUGCUGAAUAUUUGGAUGGAGAAAGAGGGCAGAGAGGCCAACUUAAAUGACCUGCUGAAAGCAUUGCUUGAUUUAAAUCAAAGGCGAACAGCGGAGAUUAUUAAGGAAAAGGCUGUUUCAAAUAGUCAUUACUUCUGUGAGGAUUAAUGAGAAGUGAAUUGUUUACAGAAAACCCCUUCUGAAAACACAGUCCUAAGAAUAUCACUUAUGAUGUGAAGUCUUUGUUGCUGAAAGCUUGGGCACCGUCUAGUACUGGUUGAACUAGCAUAGGGUCUUUGGCAGAUAACAGAGAAUGCAUGAGUACUGUAGUCUCAUGAAUGUCAUGUAGUAAUCUUUGGAGUAAGCUUUAGUAUCAUCCAAUACUGGUUGAUUAGCAACUUGCAAGGUUACCAACCAUAGUGGUGUUUUGGCUUGAGUAGUAGAUCUUUUCAACCAAAAGGAAGAACAAAUUUCUCCCAAGAGUACUGUAGUCUCAUGAAUAUCACUCAUGCUGUGAGGUCCUUGAUGCUUCUUGUAAACUCCUGUAUGGUCCAAGAAGUGCACAAGGCUACCACCCACAGUGUUUUGUUUUUCUUUUGCUGAGAAAAAACAUGUCAAUGUAGACAUUGUACAUGUAGAAAAGCAUACAAGUUGAGUGUUUAACUGUACAUCGUUUUUUAUUUGACUGAAGGUGGUUUAUUUCCUUCAGCUCUGAAUAGAGUGUUGAUAGUAAAGCAUUUGAUCACCAAAGAUGUUUUUCUUACAUCAUGACAACAGCAUGUACUAAGACAGACUGAUUGUUUCACAUUGAUUUUGUUUUUUAAAGUAUGUUUUAUUUAUUAAGAGACAAACAGGACUAUCUGAGCUGUGGAUCAAAAUGCCAUAGGAUCAAUGAGCAUAUGAAGUUAUGGUGGAGAUAGCAAGUUUUAUUUGAUUUUAUUCAAAUGACAUGUUCUCUGCCUGACUGUGUUGUUUACUUGUAGAUUCAGAGUUUAUUUUGAUUUUAGUUUAGUUCGCCUGUUGGUUUACUUGCUCAGAUAACCUGAUCAUAAUUCUUUUUGUUGUGUUGUUACACUGCAGUCAUAAUCCUGACUGCAAUGGUCACAUGUUGGAGUUUAAAAAAAAAAAGC
Messenger RNA from Scatophagus argus, 2311 nucleotides. It is a transcript of the gene hdr, whose product is annotated as hematopoietic death receptor. The transcript is spliced from 10 exons. NCBI's taxonomy places the organism in Eukaryota, Metazoa, Chordata, Actinopteri, Scatophagidae. Bases 132 to 1349 code for a protein of 405 amino acids. The record is from RefSeq and is a predicted model, not a curated record. Gene Ontology annotation, biological process: positive regulation of apoptotic process; TRAIL-activated apoptotic signaling pathway. Gene Ontology annotation, cellular component: plasma membrane; cell surface. Gene Ontology annotation, molecular function: protein binding.